AUUCUGGGAUCGUCCUCCAUAAGCUUCUCUUUGGAAAAAAUGGCCCUCAACAUCAUGUUUCGUGCCGUAUUACACCGCUGCAGGUCUCUACCUAUAGCAGCAGUACAGAGGAAGCAUUAUUCAAUAUUACCAGCUAACAUGCAGCCAGGUGGUCUUUCACGAGAAGAGGAAGAAAAUGCUACAUCCAAAUUAUUUACAGAUGCUCUUAACAGUCCAGAGAUCGAUGGCUGGGACCUCAGGGGUAUUGGAAAUGACUUUGCGGGUGGUGAACUCAUCCCUGAUGCAGACAUCUGUAUAGCCUACAUCAAUGCCUGUAGGCGGGUGAACGAUUAUGCUCUUGGUGUUCGGUUCCUUGAAUUUACCAGGCACCGGCACAGUAUAAUAGACAAAAAAAUGAAUUCUUGGAAAGCACUUGUUGAAGAGAUAAAACCUGCACUGGAAGAGGUUGGCAUGGAUAUUCCAGAAGAACUGGGCUAUGACAAACCAGAAUUAGCAUUGAAAGAUGUAGAAUCAAAUGAUUAUUAUGCAUAAUUAAUAGUUGGUUGCAGUGUUCUACAGUAAUUUACAAGUAAAGGGACCCGUUUUGACAUCACAUUACAUCACACAUUUGUCAAAAAUGAAAUUAACUUUAAAAGAGAAAGGACUUCAGAGUUCUUAAACAAGACCCUAAAGAAAACUGUUUGUGUGUAAGGCUGAUUCACGAAGAAAUGAUUUAAAUUAUUUAUCUAGAGGACUUUCAUCUUUCAUUGUUUUAAAACCCGUUUUGUGGUGAAAAUAAAAUAUUACCAAAUGUC
This is a messenger RNA of Lingula anatina, 794 nucleotides long. Its product is annotated as cytochrome c oxidase subunit 5A, mitochondrial. Gene Ontology annotation, cellular component: respiratory chain complex IV; mitochondrial inner membrane. Gene Ontology annotation, biological process: mitochondrial electron transport, cytochrome c to oxygen. Lineage: Eukaryota; Metazoa; Brachiopoda; Lingulata; Lingulida; Lingulidae. The record is from RefSeq and is a predicted model, not a curated record.